Molecule: messenger RNA, 2069 nt
Organism: Tauraco erythrolophus (red-crested turaco)
Lineage: Eukaryota; Metazoa; Chordata; Aves; Musophagiformes; Musophagidae
Source: RefSeq, a predicted model, not a curated record
GAAUUUGAAACUGGAGCAUGAGCAGGAGAAAAACAAGAUCUUGUCAGAAGCAUUAGAGACGCUAGCUACUGAACACCAUGAACUAGAGCAGUCCCUGGUUAAGGGAUCUCCACCUCUCAGCAUCAUCAGUGAAGAGCAGUUCUACGAUGCUGUUUCAGAUUCAGAAUCUGAAAAAUCAUUAAGUGGUUUUGAAACAACAACAGCCUACUCGUUAGAGGACAGCAUGGAUUCAAAAGAUACAAUAACUUCAAGCAUGUCUCAAGAAAAGGUUUGUGGCAGUGGGGAGUUGCUGUCUAAUGGAAUCAAAAAACACAGAACAAGCUUGCCAUCUCCAAUGUUUUCCAGAAAUGACUUCAGUAUCUGGAGUAUCUUAAGAAAAUGCAUUGGAAUGGAGUUGUCGAAGAUCACAAUGCCGGUUAUAUUCAAUGAGCCACUGAGCUUUCUACAGCGACUUACGGAGUAUAUGGAGCAUACAUACCUCAUCCACAAAGCCAGCUCGCUUUCCAGCACAACUGAGCGAAUGCAGUGUGUUGCUGCGUUUGCUGUGUCUGCUGUAGCCUCACAGUGGGAACGUACAGGGAAGCCGUUCAACCCAUUGCUUGGAGAGACGUAUGAAUUGAUCAGAGAUGAUCUUGGAUUUAGACUCCUCUCAGAGCAAGUUAGCCAUCAUCCACCAAUCAGUGCUUUCUAUGCUGAAGGUUUAAAUAAUGAUUUUGUGUUUCAUGGAUCAAUUUAUCCUAAACUCAAAUUCUGGGGCAAGAGUGUGGAAGCAGAACCAAAAGGCACAAUGACUUUGGAGCUUCUUGAACACAAUGAAGCCUACACGUGGACAAAUCCUACGUGCUGUGUGCAUAACAUUAUUGUGGGCAAACUUUGGAUCGAGCAGUAUGGAAAUGUGGAAAUAACUAACCAUAAAGGAAAAAAAGAGUUGCACAAAGUUGAAGGCUACAUUCAGGACAAAAGCAAAAAGAAGCUUUGUGCGCUGUAUGGGAAGUGGACUGAGUGUUUGUACAGUGUUGACCCAGCUACGUUUGAAGCUUACAAAAAAAAUGAUAAGAAAAAUGCAGAAGAGAAGAAAAGUGGUAAACAGGUGGGCAAUACUGAGGAACCAGAUGAGAUGCCGUUGCCAGAUUCUGAAAGUGUGUAUGUUAUUCCUGGAAGUACUUUGCUAUGGAAGAUAACUCCAAGACCUCCAAAUUCAGCACAGAUGUAUAAUUUUACUAGCUUUGCUAUGGCUUUGAAUGAGUUGGACAAAGAAAUGGAGAGUGUCAUUCCCAAAACUGACUGCCGGCUACGACCAGAUAUCAGAGCCAUGGAAAACGGAGAAAUAGAUCUGGCUAGUGAAGAAAAAAAGAGGCUAGAAGAAAAACAAAGGACCGCCCGCAAAAAUCGUUCAAAAUCCGAGGAAGACUGGAAGACAAGAUGGUUCCACCAAGGCCCCAAUCCCUAUACUGGUACACAGGACUGGCUUUAUUCUGGCAACUACUGGGACAGAAACUACUUCAACUUGCCUGAUAUUUAUUAAAAUGCAAUAAGGAGCCCAUGACUGAUGCAAAUAAGUCUUAAUCCAUUUUAAUGUUUCCCCUUGUUUUACUUAUCUCCUGAGAAAAACUGACAUGUUAUCAAACAGAAUAUUAAGCAUCUCCACAGUAAAUCUGGUGGUACAUGAUCUGCAGUCCCAUGGGCAAGGGAAUAAUUUUUCUGGCUGGUGGUAGGUCCUGUGUGGACAAAGUAAGUCACCAUGUUCUCGAGCUGCCCUGUUUGCAGAAUACACCUAUAUUAGGUUGUGGUGUAUGAGGAAUAGAACACUUUCUUCAAGCUGUUCUGUGAAUACUUUCUUUUGUAGGUAACAUUGGCACAAGUAAAACUGGUUUUAUUUAUUGUGACAUGGGAAUGUUUAAAAGCACACACAGUAAUUGCAAUACUCUGUUCUUAAAUGAAGAAGGGUGUGUCACUUUUGUAAAGAUGUAAUUUUUCAUGAAGUGACUUUUCUUUUACUAAAGUAACUCCCUUAAACCCUGAGCUCUGGUCAGAGAUUCCAGAAGCAUUCCCAUCUGUGGAGCAUUAAU